GCUUCGCUGAGCAAGUUCUCCGCAGCUCACGCUCUUACUCAAGAGUCGUGUCUCGGGUCUCGGUAGUUGCCGUGCCACUACUUUAACUUCAUUCCAUUCCACAAUCGCGUUCGGUCGUUCGGUCAGCGCAACGCCUCGUGGUAUUACCACGCGUUGAUAUAAUAUUUUUAGUUUUUCAAGCAGCCACACACAACGCCUGGAUUAAAUAAAAGAUCGGAAUUGUGUGGCAGUUUUUAGUUUUUAGUUCGGACUUGAUAUAAAGACGGUUUUUAAUUCAAGUGUUCUUCGUUUAUAGUGGUAGGGGUGACCUUUUGUUUGUGUUGAACGAAAUAAAUUGAUAAGCAGUGUUUGUUUAUAUUGUGUUGUGUGUUGUGUUUAUUUUCUCGCAUGCGAAUUGUGAUGUUUGUGAUUUUAUCAACCUUAAUGUUGUUAAACAGGUAAAAUGCAAGAACUGUGAGGACUCAAGGGCAUUGCCGUAAGCCCUUCACGUUGAGGAAGUGAGGGUGAACAACUGGCGAGUGAAACAAAGUGCGCGAAUAGCAAAACAAGGCGUAAACGGAUAACCAGAUUAACUGAUUAACAGCAAACGCACCUUCUAAAAGGAAAGGAAGAACAAAACUCCCGGACACACAUAGGUAAAUCCGCUAUAAUAUUGCUGGAUUAUAUUUGGAUUUAAAGGAUUUACAAACGGAUUGAAUCAUAAUUUAAAGGAUUAUUAAGAAUAGUGAAAGUGACAUUUUCGUCGAGAUGACUUACAAGUUUGUGUAGUGAAAAUUCAGACACUUCAUCAUCGGUGCCAACAAACGUUUUCCUUGUCAUCAUACAUCAAAGCAGAGAUAAUGGGGACAGCACUGAAAGCCUUCGUUUUUUUCCUCAUCAUAAAAGUAUGCAGUGGAAAUUUACCACCGACGUUCUCAUUGGACAUGGACAACCUAGCGUUGUCAGAAAACACGCCAGUGGGGUCGAUCGUUUACAGCCUGGAAGGUACAGAUCCUGAGGAAGGCCCCUUAUAUUAUGGCCUUGAAGGCAGUGAUUUGUUUCGAGUCGAUCGACUUAAUGGUAACGUGACGCUUGUCAAGCCAUUGGACAGAGAGGUGAACGAUACGCUCAACUUCAAUGUCACCAUCGAAGAUGAAGUGAAAGAUGCGCCUCGCGGAGGGAACAAUAUCGUUCGAGUGCCAAUCACCGUGAUCGUCUUAGACGAAAACGACAAUGCUCCUCUGUUUCUCAACGUGCCAUAUGAGAUAUCAGUGAAAGAAGACGCCGAAUUGGGUUCGACGGUGUUCGCGCACGUGGAACUUGCGGAUCCGGAUUCGAGCGGGCAGACGAUCGAAGUGGAGUGCAUCAAUCUGCCCGGAUACGAACACGCCUGCGAUCUCUUUCAGCUGCAGCAGCUCGACGCGUCCACGAACAGUUAUAAAGGUGUAUUCACGCUCACCGGCAAAUUAAAUUACACCGUACGCGACGAGUACGAGAUGUUACUUAAGGCGACUGAUGGAGAGCUGACGAAUUCUACAAAGGUAGUGGUUUGGGUUGAAGACGUGCAGGAUACGCCGCCGAAAUUUGAAGGGGAUUUGGAAGCCGAGGUCUAUGAAGAUGCUGAGAUAAAUUCGUUGAUCAUGACUGUGCACGCUGAGGAUGGUGAUCGUCAACAUCCCCGACCAAUUGUCUACGAACUAGUCAAUAACCCCAUGAACUAUUUUUUGUUGGAUGCGCAUACUGGGGAGCUGCGCACGGCGAAACCUCUUGAUCGAGAAGUUCUGGAAAAUGGCACCCUCACGCUCAUAAUUAAGGCUAGGGAAUUAAUCGAUGGACAGAAAGGCAACGACCCACUGACGACGAGCACCGCCCGGGCGACGAUAACGAUAAAAGACGUUAACGAUGAGCCACCCACGUUCAAUAAGCGCGACUACCACGUUGAGAUACCGGAAAACAUCGCCGAGGGAUCGCCUUUGCCAAAUCUGGAUAUGAGCGUCCGCGAUCCAGAUGUUGAUCGAAACGCUGAAUUUUCUCUUUCGUUGAUUGACAUCUCAAAUGCGUUUGCAAUUGAACCGAAAACAGCGACCGGAUCAACUCCGGUAACAAUUCGCGUUGUGAAUAGUUCUUUGGAUUAUGAAAACCUAAACCAACGAAAAUUCUUGAUACUUGUGGUAGCGAAAGAGCUUCACACUGAAGAACAAUUGUCCUCAACUGCUACUUUGACCAUCACGGUCACAGACGCUAACGAUAACGCGCCAUCGUUUGAUCUGGACAGUUACGCAGCAACUGUAUCUGAAGUUGCAACCCCUGGAACCUUAGUUACUACAAUUGUGGCUAAGGAUAGAGAUAGUGGUAGAUUUGGGGAGAAUGGCAUUGUUUACUCGUUGGUUGGAAAUGGUGCUGAAAAAUUCACGGUGAACAACCGCACAGGCACUAUUACAAUCGCACCCUGUGCGCAACCAGGCGAGGGUGACUGCCUUGACUACGAGACCAAAUCUGAGUAUUUACUCUCGUUCCGCGCCGCGGAUGAUGAUGGCAUGGGACAAACAUCAAUCGUUCCACUGCGAAUCACCCUCACCGACAACAACGACAACGCGCCCAUGUUCAGCCAAUCGAUCUACAAGGUGUUUGUCGACGAGGGCGCGACGCGUUUCGAUCCCGAGCUGGUGAUUGCGGCUAGCGAUAAGGACAAAACUUCGCAUAUAACUUACGCGCUCAUUGCCGGCGAUCCCGAGAAGCUUUUCUACAUGGACCCCAACACUGGCAAGAUCCGCAUUGCCAAGCACGGUGGCUUGGACCUUAGUAAUGAUACUAACACAAACAGUAUUUUACUCACAAUCGAGGCAAGUGAUGGCAAGUUCACCGCUAGCGCCCAAGUUGAAAUCAACAUUCGGGACAUAAACAACAACGCUCCAGUCUUCACAAAAGACGACUACGUGAUCGCCAUUAAAGAAGACGCUAUUGUAGGAAGUGAAGUUUUGGUCUUGAACGCCACGGAUGCUGACACUGGCAUCAAUGCCGAGCUAGUCUAUAGAUUAUCCAAGGGUCAUUUUGAUGAUUUUGCCAUUAACUCUGAGACUGGCGCCGUGACAAUCGCCAACAAACUGGACUAUGACAGGCGCAACACGUACACGAUUGAAGUGGUCGCAGAUGACAAAGGCACUCCUACAUUGUCCGGCACCACCACUUUGACUGUCAAUGUUAUCAAUACAAACGAUAAAAUGCCAUACUUUGUUCCGACCACGCAAAAAGCAGAAGUAUUGGAAGAUGCUCCGGUUGGCACACAUGUUCACACAUUAAUUGCCCUAGAUCCGGAUGUUAACAAUUCAGAGGCUUUGAAUUUUGCGGCGACUGAACCUAUAACAGCUCUGGACAAACAUGGUCAUCAAGUGCUGCAUAGUGACGACUAUAAAGCUUUCUUUUCGGUGGAUAGGAACACCGGACGCGUUACAGUGGUGAAUCCUUUAAUCAGAGACAUUGCUGCUGUGGUCAGAAUUACCGUUCUGGUGACGGACAUUACUGCAUCAACCAUGCAACAAGGCGAAGGCAUGUUGAUUAUUACGAUAACAGAUGUAAAUGAUUCUCCUCCGAUGUUCACGCCACCUUGGACAUUGGAUUUUCCAUUCUACACUUUGGAAUUGAAGGAGGAACAACCCGUGGGGACUAUCGUUGCAACGUACAGUGCAUUUGAUGAAGAUUCGGAGAUUGCCGGCUAUAGUAUUAUCCCCCCAAGUGAAUACUUUGCCGUGAACAACGGCACGGGGAUCGUUCAGAUCAAAAAGAAAAUCGAUUAUGAGGAGACCGAAAAAUUAAACUUUACCAUCGUCGCGUUCGAUUCCGGCUUUCCGCAACUGAACGUCACCGCGACUGUGCUCGUGAGCGUGAUCAACGUGAACGAUAACGACCCGAUCUUUUCCGCGUCCAGCUAUAACGUCAGCGUUCAGGAGAAUCUCGCCAAGGACGCGCACGUGCUCACAGUCAAGGCUAGCGAUGCCGACAGCGGAGUCUUCGGCGACGUCACGUACGCCCUCAUCGGCCACCAUAGCCAACAUUUCCGCAUCGAUCCACGGACGGGCGACAUACGCGUGGAAAACCCCGAAUUUCUCGACCGCGAGGCCAUUCACGAGACGACGAUACAAGUGGUUGCCUCGGACAAUGCGCCUGGCACGCUCAAGCGUUCCGCCAGCGUACCGAUUCACAUCGAGAUCCUCGACGUUAACGACAACCCGCCGAAAUUCAAUCAGAGCACGUAUAACAUUAGCGUCGUAGAAAACGUUAGACUCAACCCACCCGUACCAUUGUUGACCAUCAAUGCCACAGAUGGGGACGUGGGUGCCAAUGGCGUCGUAAGAUAUAGGAUUAUCGCAGGAAACAACAAAGAUGUAUUUCUGUUGGGCGAGGAAACCGGCAUCCUGUACGCACAUAAAUCGUUAAUCGACGGCCCUCGCAAUUAUCAAUUAAUUAUCGAGGCGAGAGACGGUGAAGGCGGCGGGGCGCUGACUGAUCGAGCGAGUGUGAACAUCGAAGUGCAGAACGUCAACGAAUUCCGCCCGUCGUUUAUUAUGCCUGCGUUAGCAAACGCUACCGUCGAAGUUACCGAGACUGAUGCAGUUCCCGAUUUUUUGGUGAUGACUGUGAAAGCGACGGAUAAAGAUUUUGGUGAAAACGGUCGAAUCACAUAUCAUCUGAAGAUCGACGACAUGAUCACACAAGAAACUCCCGAAUUCUCCAUCGAUGCGAAUACUGGCGAGCUGAAAACUCGCAAAUUAUUAGACCGAGAGCAACGCGCCCAAUAUGAUUUAAUCUUGGCUGCUCGCGAUCACGGCAUGCCCAAGUGGUAUGAGACCCUCUGCUACUUAACAAUUUUGUUGGUGGACAUGGACGAUAACCGUCCUGAGUUCCCCGACUCCAAGACGACUAAUCCGUACACGUUCUAUAUCAGCGAGAACGACGCGCCUGGUGUCCGCAUCGGACAAGUACGAGCUUUGGAUCGAGACGAGGGCAAACACGCCCGCGUCUACUACUACCUCCUGUCUGGUAGCGAGCAGGGUGCCUUUACCCUGGACAAGUCUGACGGCUCGCUGUACACGAAUCGUUCCUUCGAUCGCGAACAGCGUGCCGAGUACGACCUGUACAUUCUUGCUAACAACGAUCCCGACUUUUAUCUCACCAGCGAGGACCGCGACAAUCUUACCGAGGAGCAGGUCACGCACGACGGUAGCAUCGCCAAAGUGAAGGUCUACAUUCGCGACGUAAAUGACAACGCGCCCACGUUUGAGCGAGACGUCUACUACACGGCGGUGAACGCGAUGACCAAAGUCAACAAUUUUAUCCUAAACGCAACCGCCUCGGACCCGGAUUACGGAGCGAACGGUAGCAUAUCCUACUAUAUCAAGGCGUCCAAUCUAUACAAGUACGGGUCGGACAAGAGCUCCGGUUCGAUCAUCCCUUCGCCCUUCAACAUCACGCAGCAGGGGCAGAUCAACACUGCUUCGUAUCUUGCCGAGAACAAUCAGCAUCGGUUUAUCGUCGACGUGGUAGCUAGGGAAAACGCCUUUCCCGAACGCGAGACAGUCACGAAGGUGCACGUAUGGAUUUUUGAGCCAAAUCAAUUAAAUCGGAUUAUUCUGUCGAGACCGGUAGACGAGGUCCUACGGGAAAAGGAUGAGAUCGUCGCAGAGUUGAGCAAUGCAACUGAAAGUCGUGUGAUUGUAGACGAGAUUCGAUAUCAUACAGAUGAUAUGGGUAAAAAGAACGAAGAAUGGAGUGAUAUGUAUAUCCUCGUGGUAGAUCCCAGAACGCAUUCUAUCAUUCCCGUUCCUGAAGUACUGAAAACAAUCGAUUCAAAGUAUGACUUCUUGAAGGAUUACUACGCUGGGUUUGCCAUUGAAAACGUUGUACCAGCAUUUGCUACUGAAAAGGACGACGCGUUUGAUCCGGCAUUAGCGGCACUCAUAGCUUUGCUCAUUGUGUUGAUUGUUGGAAUUAUUACGUUUACGGUGGUGUGUUGUUGUUUGCGUCAUUGGACUAUUGCGCCUAAUCUAAAGAAAAAGGACGCUCUUAUUAAGAAGGCAAUAAUUGACGAUCUCAACACAACCGAGAAUCCAUUGUGGAUUGAACAGAAAUUAAAAAUAUAUGAAGAACAAGAGUUGACGAUGCAGGUUUUCAAUGAGCCAGAGAAUAUGAAUAAUCGGAGAAGUAGUGAUGAAUUUAUGCCAGAUGACAAUACAUAUGCGACGAUUCAACAUCCAAACCGCCGUGGCUCUGUGCAUAUGGCGACCUUAUCAAUGGCGGAUGAAUUCGCCGAUUAUGCAACGUUAUCUGGAGUGGCACAACAUUCCAAUAGCAGUACACUGCGUGGAUCGCCAAAUUAUUAUGAGGCAGCUAUGGGCUUUCAAGGCUCAACAUUCCAAGUCCCAGAACCGGCUAGCAGCUCAUCCGAAGAUUUCAACUCAUUUAAUCGCAGCCGAUUCAAGCAGAACAACACCAGCGGUGGUCUCGACAAGACGGAGUUUGUCGCAGAACUGAUAUGAAUGCCCUGAUUAAUCUAGUAGACUCGAACCUAUUGGUAAGAUAAACAAGUGACAAUUAUUAUACAUAUGAUAUGACAACAAGAUGAUAAUACGAGCAACGUGAUGACAACAGUUGCAAAUUAAUUUCAGCAAAUUAACUUUUAAAAACGAACAAAUUCAGUGACAAAGUGUGUGAUAAGACAAUACAACGUUUUAGGGGACAGCACGCCGCACCAAAAUCAAUGACGGUGCUGUUCUGCUUGCAAAAGAAAAUAUUGUAAAAUAAUAAGAUUACUAAUAUGAAUGAAUAGUUAAGUCGAUGAAUAUGAAGUGUAUGUAGCAUUCUUUGCAUUGCAUUUUUGUUUUAAUUGAACCAUUUGGAAAGGGUGGAAUUCUGAGGUACUUAUGACAUUAAAGUGCAACGUAAAUAAUGCAAAAUAAAAUAAAAUGUUUAGGGUAAAAUUGUAUACAAAUUUUACUUUAAAUUUUGUAAUUUAUUGUUGAAACAAAAAUAACAUUUAGAUAAAAAACGA
This is a messenger RNA of Dalotia coriaria, 7024 nucleotides long. RefSeq names its product cadherin-87A-like. Gene Ontology annotation, molecular function: cadherin binding; calcium ion binding. Lineage: Eukaryota; Metazoa; Arthropoda; Insecta; Coleoptera; Staphylinidae. The transcript is spliced from 19 exons. The record is from RefSeq and is a predicted model, not a curated record. Gene Ontology annotation, cellular component: catenin complex; plasma membrane. Gene Ontology annotation, biological process: homophilic cell-cell adhesion. Bases 840 to 6512 code for a protein of 1890 amino acids.